Jaminaea rosea is the source of this 224-nucleotide messenger RNA. RefSeq lists its product as hypothetical. Lineage: Eukaryota; Fungi; Basidiomycota; Exobasidiomycetes; Microstromatales. The record is from RefSeq and is a predicted model, not a curated record. The transcript has a single exon. Bases 25 to 207 code for a protein of 60 amino acids.
GAGCCUCACUGGCAAGAGCCCGUGAUGUUGGAGCUUUACAGGGUACGUGACACGAUUGUGUCUGUGGCAAGGAGGGAUCAAAGGAGUUGGGAAGAGGAGGGGCGCGGCGUUUGCUCAAAGACUCAGGGUCCGCGAACCGUUGUGGCUGACCUGCUCGCUCGCACAGGCCCACUUUCAGCGUGGGAACAUCUCCUCCCCACGAUAUAAAAUUUGCAUUCAACGCU